Molecule: messenger RNA, 3780 nt
Organism: Musca vetustissima
Lineage: Eukaryota; Metazoa; Arthropoda; Insecta; Diptera; Muscidae
Exons: 4
Coding region: 1-3780 (1259 amino acids)
Biological process (GO): telomere maintenance; DNA repair
Molecular function (GO): DNA helicase activity
Source: RefSeq, a predicted model, not a curated record
AUGCUUCAGGCCGAACGAAGCAGAAGGCGUAGAAAUAGCAUUUCCUAUGAAGAAAGGCAGGAGGAAACCGCACGACAAAUUGCACGACGCAAUCAAUUGAAGUUUCAGCGAUACAAUGAUGCCAUCAAACAGGGACCAACGAGGAUUUGUACAUGUUGCGGCGGAUUAUGGUUUCCCCAUCAAGUGGAAUCCUUACACAAAGAAGAUAUCCCGAGUCCUCUAAAAGACUUAACGUCGGUAGAGGAACGAUUGGUCACAGCACGAUUGCCUUUCAUGAUAAUCGUUGCUCUAGGUUUCGAAAGACAAAGUGCUAUUCGCGGAGCAGUAGUCAACGUGCCGAUAUCUGUUAGUGAAACAGUAACGUCCCUUCCAAGAAACUUCGAUCAAGCUCAGGUUAUUCAAUUGCACCUUAAACGUCGCAUGGCAUAUCAGCAUGAUUAUAUGACUGAAACAAUCAGACCAGCGAAGGUAAUUGAUGCAGCCAGGUAUUUGAUUAACACUGAGUUGUAUAUCAAACAUGGUAUUACAAUUGACGAAAGUUGGUUUGAAGGUUGUAAUUCUUCACUGGUCGUUCCGUUUGUGGCUAAUCAGGAAGAUCGGGAAGAAAUUCAAAAUAUUUUCGAAAAUCAGCUAUCUACUGAAGCCACUGUCGAUGAUAUUCAGCACGUCGAAGAAUAUGCAAUGGAAAAUCUCAAUCCUGGUGGACAACAAACAAUGUUGGAAUGUAGAGCUGUUGAAAAUGUACCUCACCAACGAGUUGUAAUGGCUCCAGGCGAAGGUCGUCGUCCAAUAGAUAUGAUAAUGGAUACAGAUUCUGAAGAGUUGGCCUUUGUUUCUAUCUAUUGCGGUAAAAAACGUUCCUGUACUGAAACCUAUUCAAAAAUUGUCCGCUCUGAACUCCGACGUUAUGACAGACGAUGCUGUAGAGUAGAUAAAAUACUUUACAGUUACAAAAAACUAGAACUUUUAACCAUUAAAAGUGCAAUGUCAAUCGCUCUGAGAAAACAUACACGAUCUGGAAAUGUUACAGCCAGAAAUGCUUUAGACGAGUCAUAUAUGAAUAGUCUAAUUCAACACGAUGACGGCUAUCGCAUCCUCAAAGGAGUAAGAACGUCACCAGCUCACUGGGAAGGAGAAAAAAAGAAAGCCGUUGCCAUGAUCAGACAGUUCGGUCUUCCAACGUUUUUUAUAACAUUAUCUGCAGCCGAAACAAAAUGGGUAGAACUGUUAGUAAUUCUGAGUAAAACUGUUGACAAAAUUGACAUAUCCGAAGAAGAUGCUUCAAAUCUGUCAUUCGCUGAUAAAGCUCGAUUGAUCCGAAGUGACGCGAUUACAUGCUCCCGCUACUUUGAUUUCCGUUUCAGGCAAUUAUUUUCUUUAUUUAAAAUGAAUGGUGGAAUUUUCGACAAUCAUUUUGUAGAGAAAUACUAUUGGAGAGUUGAAUUUCAACAACGUGGUUCUCCGCACAUUCAUGGCAUGUAUUGGCUUAAGGAUGCACCCAAAAUAGAUCUAAAUAAUUCUUCGUCUUUUUCGUCUGUAAUUACUUUUAUAGAUAAAUAUAUUUCCACAGACGGUUCUGAUGGAAAUUUACAGGAAUUUAUAUCAUAUCAGCGCCACAACCACAAUCGUUCCUGUAUCAGAGAAUUUCGUGGUGAAAAGAUUUGCCGAAUACUUCGUGAUGCUGUCGACGAGAUAAGAGCUGGUAAUUAUUCUAUAAAGCAAAAGUUACAGCACAUUGCUCAUAAGUUUAUCUCGGGUACUGAAAUAUCAGCUCAAGAAGCCACUUAUUGCUGUUUAGGAAUGCGGCUUUCCGAAAGUAGUAACGCUGAGGUUUAUAUCAAUACCGGGCGACCGGAGGAACGAGUAUUUAUUUUGAGACCUCGAGAACAGUUACUGAACUUACCUCCCGAUUCCUCUGAUAUUUAUGCUGUCGGUAUUUUGGAACACUAUAUUCAAAGACCUGAUGAACUAGAAGAUUUAUGUUUGGCAGACUUUGCAGCCAAUUAUAAAUAUUCCAGAACCCGCAGAAACAAUGCCAGUACAGGGGACUACGAAGAGCAUGACGACCACGAAGAAAAUUCUGAGCAAACUUUACGCAUUUUCCAAUUGAAGGAUAAUAGUGGAUUCAUCCAAGAAAAAGUUAAGCCUCAUGUUAUUCGUUACAGACGAUAUAACGUUAACACUCACAAAAGUGACUAUUUUAGAGAGCUCAUGAUGCUGUUCUAUCCUUGGAGAAAUGAAGAUGUUGACUUACUUCAAAAUGACAACGAAGCUUCCUGUAAUGCUUUUAAAGAACGUAUUGAGUUGAACAGAAAAAAAUACGAUGUAUUUGAGGAUCGAGAACUCGAAAAUGUUCUUCAGCGUCUAAGAGAUGAAGAGAGAAUAGAAGAUAUUACCGAGGAAGAAGAAAUACGAAAUGUUGAUGACGAAUUCAGAGUUCUUGGGGUGCCAGACAUAGAUCCGAAUGUAAACAUAUUACAUACGCAGGGUGAUGGCACAUCGAAUGAAAAUUCUGAAGCGUCUAUCCGGAUAAUUAAACUUCCUCCUUUAAUGUCUGAUUCCGAUCUCCUGAAUAUGGUUCGAACCUUGAAUACAAAGCAAAAGUUGUACUUAACACAUCUUUCCCAUAAUAUAAAAUGUGGAUCAACAUUUUAUGAAUUUGUAGGUGGUGGUGCAGGUGUUGGGAAAAGUAGAUUAAUAUCGGCUAUCUAUCAAACCGUUAACAGAAGGCUCAAUACUAUCCCAGGGUCCGACCCAACUUCAAUAAAAGUGCUAUUGACAGCUCCUACAGGUAAAGCUGCAUUUGGCAUUGGUGGUGCAACAUUGCAUUCAAUGUUUUCCCUUCCCGUUAAUCAGUCAAAUUCAGAACUGAGGCCGUUAGGUCCUGAUGCUUUAAAUUCAAUUUACACCAAACUUAUGAAUUUGAGGUUACUGAUUAUAGACGAAGUAUCAAUGGUAGGGGCAAAAAUGUUUUCGUACUUAGAUGCUCGAUUAAAGCAAAUAUUCAAAAGUUCUGAAUAUUUUGGCGGUAUAUCGGUACUAGUAUUUGGGGACUUAAUGCAACUUUCGCCUGUUGGUGAUCGGUGGAUAUUUGCAGCACCAACGACUGAUCCAUACGGUACAAUAUAUGGAACCAGCACGUGGGACAAAUUCAAGUAUUUUGAACUCACAGAAAUAAUGCGUCAAAGAGAAGAUCGAUCGUUUGCUAUUGCUCUUAAUAAUAUGGCUUCUGGACAAAUGACAAAUGAUGACGUUUCCCUUUUGCGACAGCGCAUUGUAUCACCGGCUGCUGUUCCUGAUGAAGCCAUUCAUCUGUUUUGCUCCAAUGAUGAAGUCAACAUAUUCAAUACUUUGAAGUUGAGCUCUAUUCCUACAGAAGAGGUACUGUCAACUGCAUGUGAUUUUGUGAAAUCCACGGGGUUAACAGACGAAAAUAGGAACCGAAUCAUGGAAUCUGUUAAAACAUUUAAAGUCUCAGAAACUCAAGGUUUACCAUAUCAGUUGAUAUUAAAAACUACAGCCAAAUAUAUGGUAACUGUUAAUAUUGACACCAGUGAUGGUUUGGUGAAUGGAGCUACUGGCCAACUAAUGGAAAUCGAUUUCAUCGGCACAACAAGAAAGCCUUCUACUCUUUGGAUGAAAUUUCCUCAGGAAAAUACAGGAGUUUUAGCCCGUUCCAAAAAAAGACAUCCGAGUGAAUCAUUAUGGACACCAAUUGAUGUUUGUGUAAAAACGUUUCAAUUCAAACGUAAUGAACACGUAAAUAUUGAUCUUAAGUAA